Phytophthora nicotianae INRA-310 is the source of this 1480-nucleotide messenger RNA. RefSeq lists its product as hypothetical. The coding region runs from base 236 to 1372 and encodes 378 amino acids. The record is from RefSeq and is a predicted model, not a curated record. The transcript has a single exon. Gene Ontology annotation, molecular function: oxidoreductase activity; FMN binding. NCBI's taxonomy places the organism in Eukaryota, Oomycota, Peronosporomycetes, Peronosporales, Peronosporaceae.
GAGAUGUGUAGCUUUUCAUUGCAAGACGGACGCCAUGAUUGGUCGACUGGCGAAAUGGCUACAAUUGACCCAAAGGGUGAUGUAAGCCGAUGCUUAAACUGAAGAUUAGACCGAUCGCCGAUUACGUUGACCCAAGUUGUCGUGUAAGCUUGUUGCGCGUCUGAAGCUCGAAGCUGCUCACUUUCCAACUUCCUUUCUAAAGCUCAAGCGACUACUGAAAACUCCAAUCCGAACAAUGGCCCCAUCGACGCCUAAGCUCUUCACGCCCGUGACUUUGGGCGGCAAGAGCCCGAUCCAGCUCAAGCACCGAGUGGCCAUGGCUCCUCUCACCAGACUCCGUACAGGAGCGGAAGGUGAGCCCAAAGCAAUCGCUGCAGAGUAUUACUCGCAGCGCACCACCGACGGCGGUCUGAUCAUCACGGAGGCCACCGACAUCUCCAAGCAAGGCAACGGCUACUACGGAGCUCCUGGACUGUACACUCAGGAGCAAGUGGAGGCGUGGAAGCCUGUCACUAAAGCCAUCCACGAUAAGGGUGGCAAAGUCUUCGCACAAUUGUGGCACACGGGUCGUGUGAGCCACCCGCUUAACCAACCUAAUGGAGGAUUGCCCGUUUCAGCCAGCGCCACCAGCAUGGGGGCUGUAACGAGCCACGCGGUCACCGCGGAGGGCCGCAAGGAGCACAUGACACCGCGCGCUCUGGAAGCAGACGAGAUCCCUAGUAUUGUGGAGGACUACAAGACGGCGACGAAGAAUGCCCUCGCUGCAGGCUUCGACGGCGUGGAGCUGCACUCUGCUAAUGGCUAUCUGCUGGAGCAGUUCCUGUGCGACGCGACCAACAAGCGUACGGACAAGUACGGCGGAUCGAUCGAGAACCGGGCUCGAUUCCUGUUCGAGGCGCUUGAAGGCAUCCUUUCCGUGACGGACUCGAGUAAGGUGGCUAUUCGUCUCUCACCGUACGGUGUCACUUUUGGCUGCACGGAUUCGAACCCUUUGGCGACGUACGGAUAUGUGAUCCGUAAGUUGAACGACUAUGACCUGGCCUACCUUCACAUUGUUGAGCCGUAUGGCUGGCAUUUCACGGGCCCAUUGGUGCCGGAAGGCGGCAUCUCGCCGGUGCUGCGUCCACUGUACAAGGGCGUAAUCGUUGCGGCUGGCGGCUUUAAUCGUGAGAAGGCCAUCAAGAGCGUCGAGGAAGGCUACGACGACAUCAUCGCUUUCGGACGCGACUUCAUCGGUACGCCCGACAUUGUGGAGCGUCUUAAGGCCAACAAGCCCCUGAACAAGUACAACACCAAAACGUUCUACCCUCGCUCGUGGACCGACCCGUUAGAGGUGGGAUACACGGACUACCAAAUCUGGCAGGAGAAGUAAGGUUUGCAUUGCUGGGAAGACGGCAAAUGUUAUUAAGACAAAAACAGAUACUAAGUAGUAUGUUGCCUUCCUAUCGAUAACCUUUGCUCUCAAAGUUGCCCCCCCCCC